Messenger RNA from Cucumis melo (muskmelon), 1365 nucleotides. RefSeq lists its product as uncharacterized. Lineage: Eukaryota; Viridiplantae; Streptophyta; Magnoliopsida; Cucurbitales; Cucurbitaceae. The transcript is spliced from 2 exons. The record is from RefSeq and is a predicted model, not a curated record. Bases 347 to 988 code for a protein of 213 amino acids.
AAUUGAAGAGUCUCUGUAAAGUGUAAACUCCCUCCAUUGCUUCAUUGUCAUUCCUUUGUCUUCUUCUUCUUCUUCUUCUUCUUUUUUUCUCUCUUAAUUGCUUAAUUAAUUUUGGCGUCCACUAAAACUGCAUUUAAGACCCUCACGACUCUCGUAUUUUUGUUCUUGGGGCCUGGUCUUUUUCGAAUUUCGUCCCCUUAUGGGGCUCCGAGAAUAAUUAAGAACACAGAGGUGAGUUUCAUCAAAAUCUUUCAUCGAACUCACGAGAUCUCCGUGGCCAUGGCUAAAGGAAGCCGCCAGGCGAGAAAGAGAGGCUAGGACCAUUUGGGGAUUUCUUACCGAUCAAAUGGACGGCGUCGAUGGCGGAGGAAGGCGGCGACCCAGUUUAAAACAAAGGCUAGGAUUUAAAGUCAUGGGCUGUUGUGGUGCCACUUGGGGUUUCCGGCCGCCGUCUGUUAGCGUCAGAGACGGCGGCGGAGAAGACGAUGACCGGAGAGUACCGGAUUUGGAAGUGAUGAACACGCGCCGGGAGGAAAGGGAGUUGGAUCGGAGUUGCUUGAGUCCGUUGUCGGUACAGUCGCCGGGGCCGUCCGGGAUGAAUUUGGCUACAGCUCUAGCGGCGGAGCGUCGUUUAAGAGCAUCGCCACGUGGAGCGGAAGGGGGCAUUGUGGAAUUUAAUAACAACGAUUUUGACUCAGCGGUUGGAAUGAUGGAAACUGGAACGCCGUUGAGGGUGUCGUUGUUGCGGUUGCUGGAAGAAACAGAAGGCGGUUGCGACGGUGGUGGGAAUUUGGGAGUGGCGGAAAAAAAGAGAGAAGAAACGGGAAAUGAUUCGAUGUGUUGCGUGUGCAUGGGGAGGAAAAAGGGCGCGGCAUUUAUCCCAUGUGGGCACACCUUUUGUAGGGUUUGUUCGAGAGAGCUGUGGCUAAAUCGAGGAUCUUGCCCGCUCUGCAACCGUCCGAUUAUAGAGAUACUCGAUAUAUUUUGAAGGAGCAUGCUAAGUAACGAUGGGGAAUGAGAACAGAGGAUUGUUGGUGACCGGAAGGGGUUAGUGGUUUUUGCCUCAAGAUUCGCGACAGACUGUUUUCAUUGGACGGCACUGAACGACGGCCGUAUCUGAGUGACAUGUGGAUGCGGGUGAGAAAACCUUUUCACCUCCGAUAAUAAAGUUUAAUUAAUAAGUUAAUAUGUUCGAUGUUAUUCAUAUAAUUUUAAACUUUUAUACAAUGGGAUCGAGAAACUCUUCUCUUCUCUUUCUUUUUUUUUUUUAAUCCUAAGUUUUGUACAUUUUGAUUUUCUUUUUUUUCUUUGGCUUGUAAUCUUGUUUUUUUUUCCUUCCACUAAAGUUUACAUUUUAAAUUUCUU